AUGUCUGAAGUAGAUGUAUGUCCCCUCACAAUGACAAGACUUCAAGGUAAGGUCUGGGGCCUUCCAGCCCUGAACUUUCAGAAGGACGCGGCCAGGAGUCAGUCGAAGCCGGAAGUUUCGGGCUUGGGGGGUCGGGGCUAUGGGCCCCGACCCAUAGCGCCUAAGAAGAAGGGGCCGCGCUCCGGGCGCCAGGGGGCCGCGGCGGGAGAGGGCGCCGAGCCGCCGCUGUCGGAGCGCCCGAGGCGGCGCGCCUGCGCGAAGAGAACCGGUUUUACGAGAGCUACCGGAGCACGCGCGCGCAGCGCAGCGCUGCGCUGCGCCAACUCCGCUGGUCGUCGUGAACGGGAGAGCGGCGUGGACCUGUCGCAGAUCUACAGGCAGCGCGCAGAGCUGACGUCAAUCUACCGCGCCCGUGAGGACGGGCUGGGGCCGGGCGAGGAGCUGCAGCUGCAGCAGCUGGCCCGGAUCCGGGCUCUGGAGCGGGAUCUACUGCAAAUGCGUGUGGAGGACAUGCAGCUACUCCACCGCGCGAGGCAUCAGUUCUUGGAGAGCAAGGCAGCGCUGGAGCGCGAGGCGCGCCAGCGGGAGGCGGCAGGCGCGCUCUUGGCGCGCAUCCAAGCCACAUCCAUCGGAUCGGACCGCGGGCCCCUGCGGCCGGAGUUGCCGCCGUCCCACCGGGCCCAGGCGCUGCGGAACCAGCCGCGCCAGUUGCCGGACCACGGCGAGCUUGAGGACACGCGGGGCCUGGCGUGCAUGCACGGAGGUGCGUCUUUGGGCCAAAGUGACAGAUCAAAUGCGGGCUCCAAGCUCCCGCCCUUGUGGGUGUCCCACCGACCUGCCAGGCUCGUCCGCAGGUCUUAUAGCCCAUCACCACCGGCCCCAGUGGACAGCGACCAAGAUGAAGCCGCCUCCGGGAGAGCCCGAACCUACCUCGAGGAAGGCUAGUGAGGCCAGAAGGUGGCGGG
Molecule: messenger RNA, 965 nt
Organism: Cervus elaphus (red deer)
Lineage: Eukaryota; Metazoa; Chordata; Mammalia; Artiodactyla; Cervidae
Product: coiled-coil domain-containing protein 166-like
Exons: 5
Coding region: 1-945 (314 amino acids)
Source: RefSeq, a predicted model, not a curated record